UUCAAAUUCUCCUCAAUAUUCACAGUUGUGUUGAUCUCCUCAGUUACUUCAGGCUUAGGUGAAAGGAACACAAAUAACCCAAAGAAAACAUCCACUGACCCAUAAGACAUCCAGAGGAUUUUACCAAGAAAACAUCUUUAGAAGUAGAGCAGCCUGCAAUCCAGGCUUUGCUACAAGAAAAGCUACAAUGCAGCCAUUACCUGUUUGCUGUACUCUGCUCCUGCUGCUGCCAUUCAUACUGUCAGCCCCUUCUGUGCUCCAAAAAACCAUCUCUCUUCAUGAAGACAACAUCUUCGAGGGAAAACUGUUUCAACUCAACUUACAGAAGAAGGCACAAACAAUUGAGAGAAAUGGACUUACAGUGGUGUCUAAAGAUAGAUUUAAACGAGAUGAAGACAAAGCCGGCAGUAACAAAACCAAAGCAGAGGAUGUAGAUUUACCUACAUGCCUCCUUUGCGUAUGUUUGAGUGGGUCCGUUUAUUGUGAAGAAACAGAUAUUGAUGAAGUGCCACCUUUGCCCAAGGAAACAGCAUACAUUUAUGCACGUUUUAACAAAAUCAAGAAAAUCACAGCAAAAGACUUUUCUGAUUUUCCUACCUUAAGAAGAAUUGACCUGACUGGAAAUUUGAUAGAAGAAAUUGAUGACAAAGCUUUUGAUAAGUUACCCUUACUGGAACAGCUCAACCUUGCUGAAAACAAACUUACAAGAAUUCCAGCUUUACCAACAAAAUUAACAGUAUUUAAUGCCAAUGAUAACCAAAUUAAGAGUAAAGGAGUUAAAGCCAACGCAUUCAAGAAACUUGCCAGUUUAGCCUACCUUUACUUGGCUCACAACCAGCUUGAAAGUGUACCACUGAACCUACCAGAGAGCUUAAAAAUCCUUCACCUACAGCACAAUAGCAUAUCUUCCAUCACAGAUGACACAUUCUGCAAAUCUAAUGACACAAUGUAUAUUCGGACCCACAUGGACGAGAUCAGAAUGGAAGGAAAUCCAGUAAUCUUAGGAAAGCAUCCAAAUAGUUUUACAUGCCUGAAAACACUGCCAUCAGGCUCAUAUUUUAAAUAAAG
Molecule: messenger RNA, 1068 nt
Organism: Xenopus laevis (African clawed frog)
Lineage: Eukaryota; Metazoa; Chordata; Amphibia; Anura; Pipidae
Gene: ogn.S
Product: osteoglycin S homeolog
Exons: 7
Coding region: 188-1066 (292 amino acids)
Biological process (GO): bone development; articular cartilage development
Cellular component (GO): gel phase of interstitial matrix; extracellular matrix
Source: RefSeq, a predicted model, not a curated record